Molecule: messenger RNA, 2258 nt
Organism: Solanum verrucosum
Lineage: Eukaryota; Viridiplantae; Streptophyta; Magnoliopsida; Solanales; Solanaceae
Product: probable thimet oligopeptidase
Exons: 20
Coding region: 104-2185 (693 amino acids)
Biological process (GO): peptide metabolic process; proteolysis
Molecular function (GO): metalloendopeptidase activity
Source: RefSeq, a predicted model, not a curated record
GAGAAAAUCAAGAAUAAGGGGACACAGAGACUGCAGAAUUGGAUUUUAGCAGCAGUUCUUCUCUCGCCAAAAGACUAACAAGCAGAAUUGCAGUGACGAGAAAAUGGCUAAGCAGAAGAGAGAUAGAAACAAUCUCAUUGCUUUGACAGGAGCCGCUGCUCUUGUUGCUAUUGCAGUCAACUUUGCUAUCUCCGCUAUCAACAACAAACAUCGAAAGAAAAAAGAUGUUCCAGGUUCAAAAGUUCGAGUGAACCUAUCUGCUUCUGAAAUUACGAAAUUGGCAGAAAGCAUAAUUAACAAAUCGAAACAGGUUCAUGAUGCUGUUGCUUCAGUUUCACUUGAAAAGGUUGGCUAUGUAAAUGUGAUAUUGCCAUUAGCAGAGUUGGAGGCACAGCAGUUCCCAUUGAUCCAAUCAUGUGUCUUUCCUAAAUGGUUAUCAACUUCUGAAGAUGUACGCAAAGCUAGUGCUGAAGCAGAGAGAAAAAUAGAUGGUCACAUUACAAUGUGCAGGAAGCGCGAGGAUGUGUACAGAGUUGUCAAAGCUUUGACAGUAACAGGGGACAGAUUGACUAAUGAUGCUAAAAGCUUUACUCGGUUCCUGGUUCGAGAAUUUGAAAGGAAUGGUGUGAAUCUGACCUUAUCUAAGAAAGAGGAGUUGCAGCGUUUAACAGCAAAUAUAGACGAGCUAAGCAUGCAAUACAUUUGUAAUCUGGAUGAUGAUUGUAGUUUUCUACUUUUCACUGACAUGGAGCUAGAAGGGUUACCCCAGGAGUUUCUCAAGAGCUUAGAAAGAUCUGAAGAUGGUAAAAGAAAAAUCAUUAUGAGAAGCCAUCAAAUUUCACCAGUGCUGGAGCUUUGCAAGGUGGGAUCAACCAGAAGAGCUGUUGCUAUUUCCUAUGGGCACAGAUGUGAAGCCAAUGUUACUAUCCUUGAACAGCUGAUUCAGUUGCGUCACAAACUUGCUAGAUUGCUUGGCUUUGCAAAUUAUGCUGACUAUGCCACUGAUGAUAGAAUGGCAAAGUCUUCCUCUAAGGUGUUUGAAUUUCUGGAGAGUCUCUCUGCCAGCUUAAAUGAUUUAGCCUACAGGGAACUUUCAAUGCUUAAAGCGUUAAAGAAGAAAGAGGAAGGUGAAUCUCCUUUUGGCAUGGAGGAUCUCUCAUACUAUGUCAAAAGAAUCAAAGAUCAACAAUUCCAUAUAAAUUUUGGAGUAAUUAGACAAUACUUUCCUAUCAAUUUGGUUUUAUCAGGCAUCUUCAAAAUAUGCCAAGAUUUAUUUGGUUUAGGUUUCAAGGAAGUUGAAGGUGCUGCGGUUUGGCAUCCAGAUGUUCAACUUUUUUCAGUUUCGGAUCUAAGUUCUAAAGAACUUGUUGGUUAUUUUUAUCUAGAUCUGUACUCCAGAGUAGGCAAAUAUGCUCACACCUGUGUCAUAGCUCUUCAGAAUGGCUUACUAAGUAGUGGUUCUAGACAGAUUCCUGUGGCACUACUUGUUUCUCAAUUUGAAAAGGAAGUUGAUGGUCACCCUCGGUUAUUGCAAUUCUCGGAAGUGGUUAAUCUUUUUCAUGAAUUUGGUCAUGUGGUACAUCACAUUUGCAACUGUGCAUCAUUUUCCAAAUUAUCGGGGCUGCGUCUGGAUCCUGAUUUUGUGGAGAUCCCUGCCCUUUUGAUGGAGAAUUGGUGCUACGAAAGCCUCUCCUUAAGACUGAUCUCUGGCUUUCAUCAGGAUAUCACAAAGCCCAUUAAGGAUGAUCUUUGUAAAUCACUUAAGAAAUGGCGAUGUUCCUUCUCAGCACUGAAAUUGAAACAGGAGAUCUUUUAUUGUCUAUUCGAUCAAAUUAUUCAUUCAACUGAGAAUGUUGAUAUUAAUGGGCUGUUCAAGCAUCUCUAUCCGAAGGUUAUGGUGGGAUUACCGCUUCUAAGAGGAAUAAACCCAGCUUCAUGUUUUCCACGAACUGCUAUUGGCUAUGAGGCCACUUGCUACAGUCACAUCUGGAGUGAGGUUUUUGCUGCUGAUGUAUUUGCCUCGAAGUUUCAUGAUGAUAUUUUCAACGUGCAAACAGGUUUGCAAUUUAGGAAUAAGGUUUUGGCUCCAGGAAGAGGAAAAGAGCCCCUUGAAAUGUUGUCAGAUUUUCUUGGGAGGGAACCAUCAAUACAAGCUUUUCUUGACAACAGAGCUGAUAUAAACUAGAGCUAUGUUUCACUUUUAAUAGCAGGGUGAUUUUUUCUGCCCCAUCCUGUAAAGUUGUAGAAGCUGGCAAGAA